Homalodisca vitripennis (glassy-winged sharpshooter) is the source of this 3934-nucleotide messenger RNA. RefSeq names its product apoptotic chromatin condensation inducer in the nucleus (gene Acn). The coding region runs from base 185 to 2755 and encodes 856 amino acids. The transcript is spliced from 14 exons. The record is from RefSeq and is a predicted model, not a curated record. NCBI's taxonomy places the organism in Eukaryota, Metazoa, Arthropoda, Insecta, Hemiptera, Cicadellidae. Gene Ontology annotation, molecular function: RNA binding.
CCCGCUCCGCCAUAUUUGUUACAGUAAGACUUUUCUUCAGUUCAUGUGGAUGUGAAGUUUGUUUUGCCGUAUUUAUAUUGUACUUUGAUGAAGCGCACUGAUUUUACUUAUAGAGUUUAACAUAAUUAAUAUUCUGUUUUAGUUUAUUCAGUUCAAGAACUGCGAUUAAUCUCUAACUUAAACCAUGAGGAGGAGAAGUGAUCGGAGCAAAACCAAACCCACACCUAAGGAAGAGUCUCCAGAAAAAUCUACACGUAAAUCACACAGACAUUCAAGAAGGCGAAGAAAGUCGUCAUCAUCCUCGGACGGUGAAAACAAAGCUUCUAAGCCUGAUGUGGAGAGUAUUACACAACCAAUAGAAGUGCAAAUUCAAGACAUCGAGCUACCACAGGAAAAGCCUGUUGAAGCACCUGUUAAGGAGAAAGAAGAAACCACGAAAAAAUCAAAUGAUAAACCUCAGGAAUGGAAAGAGGAUGACUCAUUUUGGGGAUCUGAAAAUGCUAAGCCUGCUCAGGAUAAACCUGGUGAAAACGCAAGUACAAAUGAAAAAGAAGAGAGUUCUGUGUGGAAGGUUCAAAGUUCAAAUGGAGCCGAAGGAGGUGAAAUACAAAAAUUGAAAAUAUGUCGUCAGAGACCGACAGAAUCUCCUGAAAUAGGAGAAACAUCUUUACUCAAAAGGUUAAAUCGAGUCCCUAGAGAAAGUCGGAGCACUGAUGAUUCUGCACAUGAAGAGUCCGAGAAGGAAACAAAGAAAUCAAAACACAGAACACGGACUUCAUCUAAAAAUAGUCCCCUAGUCUCACCCACCGUCAUCUGUGACAUGUCGGAAGAUUCUCCAACGAAAAUCAAAAUAAUCAACGUCAGUCACAUAAGCACCGAGAAGGGUGGCGGAAGUGUAACCAAAGUCACGAGUGAUGAAGUAGUAAAUGAGAGAAGUCAAGAAUUGAUUGCUAAUCAAGCCCAAGAUGAUAGUCAGAUAAGCGACACGCUAGACAUUGCUUUGCCUGCAGAUGAUCCCCCUCCACAAGUUACACCAGAAGCAGAAAACAAACAGAACACUGAAGAAAAGGUUGAAGAACCUGCAACAAACGUUUCUGUUCCCAUUGAUACCUCUGAGACAACCAAUGUAAAAGAAUCCCCCAAAGAUGAAAGCAAACCUGUAGAGAUUUCCGGAGGAAGCGAAAGUGCAAAAAUGUCUCCAAAAACAUCUCCAACAUCAAGCCCAAGGCCAAAGAAAGAAGGUGAACAUUCAAGCAGAUCGUCUAGUGGUGAUAGCGAUUGUUCGGAAGGUAAUUCUAAACCACGCAAAGUGAAAAAGAAACGGAGACGUGAACUUCAAUCAACGGUGCAGCGGAAACUUAGUACGUCGGCCAGCCCAGCACACGAGUCUUCUGACUCCGAAGACGACCAGAAGAAGAAAGAAGCCAAGAACCAAGAGUCUACGGAUCCACAAAACAACAAGAAUAUCGUCAGUGAUAAGGAGAAUGAAGCUGAUAACUCUCUCCAGCCGAAAGAGAACAAUGUCGAUGCGAACUGUGCUCAGAAGGAAGAGAAGCCUCAGUGCCCGAUGCCAAGGAAGAGAAGAUGGGGUUCUAGCAAGACAAACCACUCGGACAAGCUACAAGUUCUCACCAUAUCGACAGACUCGCUCAAGAGUUUAAUACCAGAUGCAAAACCAGUGCCAGCGGAUGAAUUACAACUCUCUGUUGAAGAAGAAGAAGGACAGUUGGAUGAUGACGAGGAAGAAGAUGAGGUAGUGGCACUAGUAGUGAAGGAAGAAGAGAAACAAAUAGAACGGGAAAGGCAGAGAGAGGAAAGGCAGAAGGAGAAGGAAAGAGAACUGGCAGAGAGGAAGAAAAAGUUUGAGCGAGUGGAGAAAGUCAAAGAGGAGAAACAUUCAACAUCACAGUCAAACACAUCUGAUAAAGGUGUGGCUCCUAGAAAAAUCCUAUUACUGUCAGAUGAUGCCAAGAAACUGGCACGUUCUCCAUCCCCACCCCGCCACAAGCCCACAAGUGUACUGUACAUAACACAUCUUGUCCGGCCGUUCACUGUCCAGCAACUCAAGAAUCUCCUGCUGCGCACAGGCACUAUCGCUGAGAAUGGCUUCUGGAUUGACAAAAUCAAGUCCAAGUGUUACGUCGAAUUCACGACUGAAGAUGCGGCAGUGGAGACAAGACACGCUCUGCAUGGAGUGAGAUGGCCCCCCAGUAACCCCAAGACGCUGGUGGUGGAGUUUGCUUCUCAUGAUGAUCUGAUAAUGGCCCAAGCGUUGGCAGAAGAGCCAGAUGUACCUCGUAAGUCUGAACCGUUGACCAUGGUUGAAGGAUGGGUCGCAGAUCAAGCCAGAAUAAAGGAGAGGAAUCGUCGGAACACUGUGCGAGAAUGGGACGUUGGCAAACCUGAUCAUCCAGACGAGGCUUUAGAUAUUGAGGAGUUAAAAAUGAAAGAAAAAAGAGAACAGGAACGAAAGACGAGAAAAGAGCGCCAUCACCGCAGCCCUACUCCAGAGGCAGAACCUCCAGUGCGCAAGGCUCGAAGGAAAGAAGAAGAUGCUCCUGCCAAAUUAUUAGAUGACUUAUUCAGAAAGACUAAGACCUCUCCUUGUAUAUAUUGGCUACCUCUCACCCAGGAACAGAUCGCUGUUAAGGAAGAAAUCAGAAGACAACACAUGGCUGAGCAUGAGAGACGGAUGGCGGAACUGAAGAAGGCAGAGCAAGCUCGGAGAGAUAGAGAGAGGCGAAACCGGAAAUGAAAUAGAUUUGAUCAAUGACGACAGCGUUGAAUAAUUUGAGGUCAAGAAUGCAGAAGGCAGAAGACGGUGGAAAUCCAAAGAAGAAAUUAGGCCUUCCACGCUAGCGGCCACUUGGGGAAAGUCUGUAAUCGGACGCGGUUACUGAGCUUGGUAAGGCAAAAUAUUUGCCUAUGCCUUGUUCGAAUUGUUCGGUUCUUGACCCAAAUAAUUAGGCGCUUGUCUCCAUUUUAAAUAGUUAAUAUUGUUUUUUAUGUACAGUUAGUUGUCGUUUAUUCCCUUAUAUUUUAUAGUUUAUUUUUUUGUAUAAAGGAGAUCGUCAUAAUUACUUGAUUUUCUUUUGCUAACAUUUUAUUUUCACCAGUAAGCCAAAUUCAAUUAAGUUUAAUCUUUGUUUUCUUUUGUUUGAAAAACUCGACUUGAUCAAUAGCCGAGUAUAACAUCAUAAAAUUUAUAAUGAUUAAACAUAAAUUCUAAAUUUCCAUUGCAUGCAAAAAAAUUUCCUUUAAUCGUGUUUUUUUUGCAAAUUUUUGAACUUAGUACCACAUGCUUUCUUACCCCAUUGCUCUCCUACCUUAUUUCAGGGAUUACAGCAUUUUCUUUACAGGUCAUAGUUAGUCGCCACUUUGGGAAUGGUCGCCGUCAUUGGCAUCAUAAAGAAGAAGAUGUGUGUCAAGAAAAAUACCAUUUUGUCUAUGUUGAAUAUUGUUGCAGCUUUCAUCGGCAAUUGUGUGUGGGGAUCUUGUGAUCUGAACAGUUUGUGCAGUGAGGACUAAACUUAUUCUUUCACCUGUAAACAAGAAAAAUUCAUCCAUAAAACCCAAUAUACUGUACUAUUAUUAAUUAUUUUCUCUUGUAUAGUGAAAAAUAUGGGAAAUACCAGGAACCACGGUUAUUGAUUGUAAAUACAAUUGUGAUGAAAUCUAAUUGGGAAAGUGAUCUGCACAAUGUACAUCAUGAUGUGAUCUUCUGUUGGACUUGAAAAUUUGUACUGGGGAAGCAUCCCUGUUAAUAUAAUAUUAAUAUGAAAUAAAUUAGAUCAGUUACAACUGCUCUUUUAAUAAUUUUGAACAGUGUUUUAUAGACAGUUGACAAGUAUUAUUUUACAUCCUUUAUAAUAGAAAAUGUGUUUUAUAUUUUCUAAAGACGUGUUAUAAAUUAUACUGGUCCUUAUUUUGAGAA